CGAACGUAAGUAUAGAUUUAUUGAUUUAUUGCUACAUUCGCAGUAAAGAUCAGCCUUUGUGUUUCCAUCAUCAUUUAUGUAUGAUUGUAAUGACGUUGUUUGAUAUUAGGACUAGCAGUAAAACUUUAUAUUCUGUAAAAAAAGGCUAUUUUAUUUCCAGCGCCGCCUCCCAGAAUGCUUUGCAUGGGGACGUGCGUCUGACGUCACGUAUACAGAAAAUUCAAAAUGGCUGCACGCGGUAGGUGAGGCCCGAGCGAAGAAAAGUGGAAAAGAGAGUUAUUCGUCAAAAAACCCACACGACGACGGUCAUUUUUUCGCCGUGCUAUUGUAAAAUUGUCUUUUAUCUGUGUUUUGUGUUCCGGGGGACCCCGACUCCAGAAUGUGAAAGUUUCCCGCGUGAAGCCGUGGAGCUCGAGAUCCUGUUUACUGUGGACUAGCUGUGUGUGACGCCAUGUUGUUUUUGUUUACAUUAAAAAAAAAAGCUCCACCGUCUCGCCGAGUGCCAGCAAGAGUCAUGAGUACUUGUCAACUCGACUCCUCAACUGGAGAUAACUUUCUAGCACCUCACCAUGGGGAAGGUUGUAUUCAUAUGCCUUCACCAGCACCUGCAUUAAACAUGCAGAGAGUUACACAAGUUCUUACCACCUUGGGGCACCAUUCAGGGUGCCUUUUCAUCUGAUUAAAUUUAUAAUGAACAGGGACAUUGCGGUUGUCCCAAGUGGAUGGUAUGAUGAUAGGAUGGUUUUUUGGCCCAGCUAUAAAAACACCAACAGAAUUGAAAGGGCCGCUUUAAAUGAGGAGCAGCAUGAGCCAAACUGGCCAAGAUUUGACGUUUCUGUUGUCCGAACUUGUGACAACUACAAAGACGCAUUAAAAAUAAUGCAACAAUAUGGAAAGGGCUGCAACACCUCAGACCUGCAAUCUGAGGCAGAGAACGAGGAGCUGCCAGAAAAAAGGAACAGGAAGCCAGUCCAUCGUCUCGGGGACUCAGAUGAUAGCGAAGAAGACCCGGGAAAUAGUGACCUCACAUCUCUGGGGUUGGCAAGCCAAUUGCACAGGCAGACUCCACCGUCUCGCCGAGUGCCAGCAAGAGUCAUGAGUACUUGUCAACUCGACUCCUCAACUGGAGAUAACUUUCUAGCACCUCACCAUGGGGAAGGACGCAUUCAUAUGCCUUCACCAGCACCUGCAUUAAACAUGCAGAGAGUUACACAAGGAACGGCAGUCCCUCCUCGACUCCCUCCACCUCCCUCACCAGCAGCCCUCAACAUGUGGCAGACAUCGGAGCCUGGAUCCAGCCUGGCCUACAGGCCAACAUGGCGAGGGGAAAGAAUGGCCGACAACAUUUCCUGCUCUGCGCCUGAGGUAAUCCAGAUCCUUAGCCUGCUGGAAACUAUUAAGCACAACCAAGACCAGCUGAUUGCGAAGGUGCUGUGAGUAAAAAUGUGUUGACAAGGUCAGCCACGGACGCUGAGGUCACCAAACACGCCAUCAGGUGGUUCAACUUGGCGGGGGAUCGGGCAACGAGGAGACGAGUCCCGCUUCCACCUCCUCAGGAGGAAUAGAGAUGUAUAUGUAUAAAUAAACAACCUUUUAUUGGACUUCUUGUCAUUCACCAGUUAUUCAUUUUCUGAUAUGUUAGCUGUGCAUGGAGCAGCGUUUCCUUGAAGUUGUAGCCUAAUAGAUUAAAUAUGUAUAUUUACUUUUUAAAUAUAUAUUAUAUAUAUUUACUUUAUAGAGUGAAUUGACCAUUUUCUGUUUCUGCCUAUU
Molecule: messenger RNA, 1770 nt
Organism: Entelurus aequoreus (snake pipefish)
Lineage: Eukaryota; Metazoa; Chordata; Actinopteri; Syngnathiformes; Syngnathidae
Exons: 13
Coding region: 691-1437 (248 amino acids)
Source: RefSeq, a predicted model, not a curated record